Messenger RNA from Sphaeramia orbicularis (orbiculate cardinalfish), 2016 nucleotides. RefSeq names its product thrombospondin type-1 domain-containing protein 7B-like. NCBI's taxonomy places the organism in Eukaryota, Metazoa, Chordata, Actinopteri, Kurtiformes, Apogonidae. Gene Ontology annotation, biological process: actin cytoskeleton organization. The transcript is spliced from 10 exons. The record is from RefSeq and is a predicted model, not a curated record. Gene Ontology annotation, cellular component: plasma membrane. Bases 1 to 2016 code for a protein of 671 amino acids.
AUGCGGCCCAGGGACCAAAUCGGUCCCCCAAGGGUCCGGUCUGGUCUGGUCCAGGCCAGUCUGGUCCAGGCCAGUCUGGUCCGGUCCGGUCCGGCCCGUCAGUGGGGUCAGUGUGUCGGUGCAGAAUGUGGUUCCGGUGGCUUUCAGACCAGAACCAUAUGGUGCGUCCACUCAGAGGGUUGGACCACCCACCACUCUCGUUGCCAGCACAUGCUCAAACCUGAAGGCCGCCGUCGCUGCUUUAAGGUGUGUGAGUGGCACCAGGACCUGUUUGAGUGGGAGCUGUCGGACUGGGGGGCCUGCCUUCUGCUCCCCUUCUUUUCCAACGAGCUCCAGCUGAGGACGGCCGAGUGCGUCACGGCGCAGCACGGCAUCCAGAGGCGGAGAGUCCACUGCGUGCGCGCCUCCAACCGGACGGCGGUCACCUCCAGGAUCUGCGAGUUCUUCUCUCAGAGACCCCCCCUGGAGCAGGCCUGCCUCAUCCCCUGCCCGCAGGACUGCGUGGUCUCGGACUUUACGUCCUGGUCCGGCUGCAGCAGAACCUGCGGCGCCGGAACGCAGCAUCGGACUCGACACGUGUUAGCCACGCCCAUGUACGGAGGGGCCGACUGCCCCAACCUGACGGAAACCAGGACCUGCGCUCACCCUGCGGACUGCCCCGUGGGGGAGGGGCAGUUCCAGUACAGCCUUAAAGCCGGGGCCUGGACCCCCUGCAGACUCCCCCACCAGAAGGAGGCCCUGCUGAGUGGGCGCACCACCGUGGACUUCAGCUCCAGCUCACAGGAGAACAACACUGUGCUGCUCCACGCACACGCCUCCCAACAACAACACCAACACCAGAACCAGAACCAACACCAGAACCAACACCAGAACCAACACCAGAACCAACACCAACAAACCAACACCAGAACCAACGCCAACACCAGAACCAACACCAGAACCAACAACCAACACCAACACCACCAUCAUCACCAUCCUCAUCCUUUAGGCCAAAACAAGUACCCCAUGUCAUGGGAACUGGAGGUGGGAUACCAGACCCGACAAGUCCGAUGCACACGGAGCGACGGCAAGAACGUCAUGUUGAGUCUGUGUACCAAGGACAGCUCCCCCUUGACCUUCCAGACGUGUGUGAUGCCCAAAGACUGUCAGACGUCUGAUUGGUCGCCGUGGAGUCCCUGCUCUAAAACCUGCCGCUCCACCGACCUGUCUCCUGGUUACCGCGUCCGGUCACGGAUCAUGACCCAGAUCCCUGUCGGUGGGGGGAAACGAUGCCCUCCCCGGGAGGAAAAAGAAGCCUGCAACAUUCUGGGAGAUUUACUUCCCAGCUGCCCCAGGUACCAGUGGAGGACCACCGACUGGGGAGAGUGUCGCGUCUCCCCCUUACUGAGCCAACAGGACCGGCGGCUGGCAAACAUCAGUAUUUUGUGUGGGGGGGGAGUCCAGACCAGGAAGACCUACUGUGUUCAGAUCCCUGAUGACUCAGCACCACAUCACAGGAAGGAGGUUUCCAGACCUGUGGAUGCCAGACUGUGCGCCGCCGCCGCUGAACCGCCUCCGUCGUCCGUCCGCGGCUGCUCCGUCCCCUGCCGGCAUCACUGUCUGCUGUCUGCGUGGUCACACUGGGGCCCAUGUGUGCACGAAAACUGCAAAGAACCGCAGGGGAAGAAAGGUUUCCGGCUAAGGAGACGGCAGGUGUUAUGGGUGUCCAGCAGUCCUCCACAGACCUGCCCCCAUCUGGUGGAGUCCGUCCCCUGUGAGGAGCCGGUCUGUUACCAGUGGCAUGUGGAGGAGCUCCCAUGUGUUCCAGCCCAAAGCCCCUGUGGUCCAGGAAGGGCAGUCCACAACCUGACCUGUGUGGACUCUGAAGAUCAGUGGGAGUCUUUCAGAAAAGGUUUGACAGGGAAGGAGUCAGAGGAAGGGGAGGGAGACGUGACUUCCAGUAUCUGCAGGGAUGAGCUGAGGGCUUCCAAUAGUCUGAUGUGCUGUCAUAAACACAACACAAAGCCCACCUUCUGA